This is a messenger RNA of Bursaphelenchus okinawaensis, 4949 nucleotides long. The record is from the annotation of a GenBank genome assembly. Lineage: Eukaryota; Metazoa; Nematoda; Chromadorea; Rhabditida; Aphelenchoididae.
AUGGAAAACCAAAGCUUCGAAAGAUCGUCCCCAGACGAAUCUUCCAGUAGUACUUCAGACGCUACAGUAAGAAAAGGCUCAAAUCUGCCUUACCAAAUUGAAUGUGAUCUCAAUGGUGAACGGAAAACUACGGUAAGUUAUCUUUACUUACCGGUUUUUAAAACAGUUCUUGUUAUAAGUGGAGUAGGUGGGGAAGGAGGGAGGAUAAAAAGAAUAGUGUAGCGUAAGUCAAGUAGAAUAAGUCAAGAAUAAGGCUAGGAUAAAGACAAUGCUAAGCCAGGGUGAGUAGGAAUAGGGCUAUUAGAGAAAAAGCAGCAAUAAUUAAAGACUAGGGCAGGAAUGGCUAAAGUAGAGAGGACUAAAAUAGAAAGGCCUAAGAUAGAUAGAGCUAGGGUAGACACAGCUAGGGUAAGCAGGGUUAUGGUAGGCAGAGCUGGAUAGGGAGGGAUAAGGUAGACCUGAUUAUUGUCUGGGCUAGCGCAGUGUUAGAGAAGAACUAACAAUAAGAAAGAACUAGAAGAAGCAGGGCUAGGAUAGAGCCCUAGUCCAAUGUCCUACGUCAUAAGUUAGAUAAGGCUAUGAUAAUUAAAGCUCAAGUAGACACAACUACCGUAGGUUGGGUUAUGGUAGGCAGAGUUGGGGUACGUAUGUAGGUAUGGGGUAGACAUGGUUGAGGUAGGACUAUGGUAAGUAGGACUAGAGUAGGUAGGGCUAGAGUAGACAGUGCUAGGGUAGGGGCGCUAGAGUAGGGGACGCUACGGUAGGGGGCGCUAAGGUAGGGAGGGUUACGAUUACGAUAAAGCUAUCAUACUUUUAAAAAAAGUGGUAGAUUUUCAAAUGUUUUUUUAGAUUCACAUAACCGACCGGUCGGAAUCAAUAAACCAACCGCUGGAUUAUAUUCCUGAAUAUUCAAAUGAACCCUCAAGUGGACCUAUGCGCUAUAUUGAAGUAGUACAAACCAAAAUAGGAGAGGUUAUAACACAAAAUCAAAGAGCAUUUCACAUUGGUGUAUAUUUACUGUUUAUUUCUUUGUUUCAUUGUUUUUUGGGUAAGUUUAGGUAACAAAACUUUGGAAAUUAGCUUUAGCCUUAGUCAAAUUUUUAGCUUAGAGCCCUAACCCAGAGCCCAGAGCCCUAGCCCAGAGUUCUAGCCUAGACCCCUAGUCCAAAUUCUUAGCCCAGAGCUCUAGACCAACCAGAACCUUAGCCCAUAACAAUUAGUGGUGAAAGCCCGGCCGGACCAACUUUUCAAGCCUGGUUUGCAAACCGAGCCUAACUUUAAGACCUGGCCUAUUUUGUCUUUAGCUCAAGGCCGGCCCGGCACGAUUGUAGAGCUGGGUGAGACGGGCUGCGCUGGGCUGGGCUAAGCCGAGCCUACACGACUUGUAGGGCUAGGAUAGGCAGGUUAGCUUAGGAUUUCUAAACUUUUCAAAAUUUUUAAAAAUAAAUUUUUUUUUAAUUUCAGGCUUAGCACUAGCUAAAAACUACAAAAAAGCCGAGCCGUUGUUGAUUUUAACUAUUAUUGUUUGGGUUUACAUUAUCUACCGUAAAUUAUUUGUUCGAUUACUGGGUAAAAAGGUAAAGGCUGCAGUGACACCAUAUAUGAAUGAGAUUUCAAAAAUAUGUCAACGGAGGAUUGUCAAGAUGUAAGUUGUUUUACUAUUGUCCUUGUUUUAAUAUUUGGAUGCUUUUUGGUACUAUAUAGUACUAAGUGUAAAAAUUCAGUGUUCUUUUGACUUAUAAGUACUAUACAGUACUAAAAUUUUAAAAAUUAAAUUUUUAUGAACUUGUAGUACUGUAUAGUACUAAUAUGUUAAAAGCUUUUUUUUAACUCUUAGUACUGUAUAUAGUACUAUAUAGUACUAAAAUGUUUAUUAUGGUAAAGUACUAAACAGCUCUAACAUUCUUAGAUUUUCUAUAAUUUUUUUCGAUUAUUGUACAUAUACUAUAUAGUACGUUGAAUAAGUUAUAAAGUAAUAGAUAGUACUAUAUUAAAAGUCAAUUUAUCAUAGUACUCUACAGUACUAGUCUAAAAACCCCCACUUUUAGUGCGGUCUAUGCCACGAUGAUAUCCUUAAUCUUAAUAUUUAUAAUCAUCGACACGACAGACGAUCGUCAACGACUGGUCGGUUUAGCUGGAAUGUCAUUUUUAAUAUUACUAAUGGUUUUAUGUUCACAUUCACCAUCAGACAUCAACUGGCGACCAGUCAUAGUAGGGUUUUCACUUCAAUUUGUGAUAGCACUGAUAGUAUUGAGGUGGGAUUGGGGUGAACGGCAAUUCAAUGAAGGGACUGAACUGAUCAUAAAGUUCUUGGACUUUACUAAUAAUGGCACGGACUUUGUGUAUGGAUUCUUGGCUAGUCCACCAAACAUUUGUGGAAUGGAUCCCGUUUUUGCUUUUAAGGUAUUUUUACUUGUUUUUUAUUUAUGCUCUUGCUCUUGCUCUUCUCUCUUUUUCUUUGCUUUGUCAUGGUCUGCCUUGUCCUGCGUGAUCAAUUAUAUCACCUUAUAUGUUAUACACUGUUAUACGUUACAGGCCAUUCAAGUAAUUCUCUACUUCGGCGCCGUAGUAGCCCUACUCUACUACUACGGUAUAAUGCAGUUUUUCCUCAAAAAGAUGGCGUGGCUAGUUCAACUAACCCUCGGUACAACAGCUACAGAGUCAGUGAACGCGUGUGCGUGUGUCUUCCUCGGCCAAAGCGAAGCGCCACUAUUGAUUCGGCCAUAUGUGAUAAAGAUGACAGCCAGUGAGAUUCAUGCCAUUAUGACUAGUGGAUUCUCCUGCAUUGCCGGAUCAAUGUUUGCCGCGUAUAUUGCCUUUGGCGCGUGUCCAACGUACUUACUAUCGGCUACGGUUAUGAGUGCUCCUGGAUCGUUGGCGUGUUCCAAGAUUCUGUUUCCUGAAACUGAAGAGUCACAGCUAAAGACUAUUGAAGAUUUGGAGUUGCCGCCUGGGUAAGAGUAGCAUGAAGGAGUUUGUUUUAUUUUAAAAAUCUCAAAGUUUUAAAAUUAAAUUUAAUAUUUUUUUUGUGAAUAACAAGGAAAGCACUCGCCCUGCCUCGCUCUCAGUGAAUUCAAACUUUUUAUAUAGGAAAAUUAUGUAAAUAUAAUGUCUUCACCAAAGUACUAAAUUGCAUUUUCCAGGUAAUUGCGAGAAAUUCGAGAGUAAAAAAUUACGUUUUGAAUUUCUCGCCAGAUUGGCAUUGUGUUUCAAGCUUAUAACUAUGUAAUUUUUUGACCUUUAAGAAUUUGUCUUUGAUAUACUAGUAGAACAGCUUUAAAUGAAAUUACAUUAUUAAAUUUGUAAGCCUAGCUUUUCUGGAAAGUUGCAAAAAGCUCUUGGAACACAAUGCCAAAUUUUCCAACUCAAAGGCAAACUCAAAAAUUUAAAUUUUAAAACUUAAAAACGCGAGCUAAAGUUUUUUAUGGGUACUAUUGGUGCUACAAGAAGUUCAUAUAAAAAUUUUAAGCUGCUUUUGAAAAGGGCAAGUCGGGCACUUUCCUUGUUGGUGAGUUCCGCCACGACUUUUUGAAUCUACGAAUAUUGUUCAUUUUUAACAGCUUUUUUGCUAAAUUUGUUUUUUUUUUACUUUACCCUAUCCUACCCUACAAACUACUGUAAUGUAAAACCCGCAUUGCUACAAGCACUAUGUACUAUAAUAUGUUUUAACUUCAGAACAGAAAGCAAUGCCCUUGAAUGCAUAUCCAAUGGUGCCAUAGCCGGAAUCGAGAUUAUCAUGGCUAUCCUUGCCAACCUGAUUGUAUUCCUCGCUCUAUUGGCCUUCGUCAACAGUACGAUUAGUUAUGCCGGCGACUUGGUGGGUUACUCUGGCUGGUCGUUGGAGUUGUUCUUGGGCUACCUCUUUUACCCUCUGGCAUUUAUAAUGGGCGUGACGGAAAGUGAGGAAACCUUGAAAGUAGCUGGUCUAAUGGGCACUAAGACAAUGCUAAACGAGUUCAUCGCUUAUCGACAGCUGGGAGAGAUGAUAUACGAACAUAAGUUGUCGGUAAGGAUUUUUGAAAAAAAAUUUUUUUUAUUUUUAAAUUUUUAAAAUUCACAUUUAGGAACGCUCAGCAAUGAUAGCGACAUACGCCUUGUGCGGAUUCUCAAACCUCGGUUCAGUUGGUAUUCAACUGGGCGUGUUAGGUGGGAUCGCUCCAACUCGGAAGGCGUUAUUUUCCAAAAUUGCCUUCAGGGCUUUGUUUGCGGGUUCAAUUUCUUGCUUUAUGACUGCAUCUUUGGCUGGUGAGUCGGCUUUAUUAUAAUUUAUUAUAUUGAUUAUUCUGGGUUGGUAGGAUGGUAUAGUAUAGGCAGUGUUUUGCCGGACCGGUCCGGUCCGGAUUUUCAAAAAUUGCAAGAUUGAAAAUAACUUUUUAGCUUAUAUUUUAGAGUUUUAAAAAAUAAAUAACUUUUGUGAAGGUCCGUCUUUGGUUAUCAAGUUAUUACCGAAAUGGACCGCCCGGACCGGCAAGACCGAUUCGGUCCGGCCGGUCCAAAUGUUUAGCGAGGAACUUGUAUGAGACGGACCUUCACAAAAGUUAUUUAUUUUUUAAAAUUUCAAACCAUAAGCUUAAAAGUCAUUUUCAAUCUUGCAAUUUAAAAAUCCGGACCGGACCCGGUCCGGCAAAACACUGAGUAUAGGGUAGUAUAAUAGGAUAAAGGUGGGUUAAAGUAGGAUAAAAUAGGGUAGAGCAGGGCAUGACUGGGUAAGGCAAGGCAGGGCAACUUGAGGUAAAUACUUGCGGAAAAUCACUCUUAUUGUUAGCGAAGCCCCUUCCACGACGUAUAAAAUUGGUAAAUCUUUGCUAUUUUCAGGCAUCCUAGUGACAAACCCAACUAAAUGUAUGCCUAACGUUCAAACCACUUGCUUUGAUGUUGACAAAUACAAAGUUUUACUAAAUGAAACAUCAUCAUCAUUGGCUUCUUUACUUACUCAUACGGAAUUGUAA